Messenger RNA from Pristis pectinata (smalltooth sawfish), 964 nucleotides. Its product is annotated as zona pellucida sperm-binding protein 2-like. The transcript is spliced from 6 exons. The record is from RefSeq and is a predicted model, not a curated record. Lineage: Eukaryota; Metazoa; Chordata; Chondrichthyes; Rhinopristiformes; Pristidae. Gene Ontology annotation, cellular component: egg coat. Gene Ontology annotation, biological process: binding of sperm to zona pellucida; prevention of polyspermy. Gene Ontology annotation, molecular function: structural constituent of egg coat; acrosin binding.
GAAACAGGAAGAGAGGCGGCGUUUGAGUUCCUUCCGUCCCGGACUUGGUAUUUUCCUGUUCAGCAACUCAUCACCUUCUGUUGCCAUUCCCGCAAUGUGGCACAAGGACGGGCGGGUCCUGGUCGCUAUCUCCUGGGAUUUAACGAUGCCUCCUGUAAACCUGAGCACGGUGCAUGUGCAGGAUGUGUCCGGAGACGAGUGCCGUCCAAGCGCCGUGUCUGCACACACUGUGCUCUUCCAGUUGGCUCUCGCCGUGUGGCACCACUCAGCGGAUGGCGGCUAUCGGGGCUGGUACGUCGCAUGUGACUACCCGAUUAUGAGUGUGCUGUGGGACCCCGUGUUUGUGGAGGUCCAUGUCCUCAACCGCAACGACCCGUCCCUUCUGUUGGUUCUCAAUGACUGCUGGGCAACCCCCGGGCCCGAGCUAUAUUCGGGGCAUCGCCGGGACCACCCGGUGGACAGGUGAUGCCCGUUUGCCGGUGACAACUACAAACCUUUCCUGGUCCCGGUGGGCAGCAUUUCCCAUCUGCGUUUCCCAACGCACCAUGAGCGGUUUGUACUCAGCACUUUUGUUUUCUGCGACAGAAUGUCGGCCAAGGCCUCUGAGCAGGAAGAAAGACGAAGCGCCGAGGAGCGGCCUGGCACAUUGGUGACGGCCUCUGGGCCCAUCAUUCUGCCGGAAGAGGAACGCUUGUCUGUCGGACUCCACCAGCGAGAGGAAGGUGAAGCAGAUGCUGCUGACGAUUUUCCGUCCCGUGUCCUUCCUGGAGUGGCGGCCGAAGCGGCGCUCUUCUCGGUGGCCCUUUUAGUCGACGCCGUGGCUUUGUGGGGGUUUGCAAUAGAGCAACGUCUGCCGGCUGCCGCCAUCUACACCCCGGCCCCGCCGGCAUCACACAAUCCUGUUGAUGUCCGCCUCCUGGUCUUCAGAGCUUCAGAUUUUCUCUCAUUUGUCUCGGAUCCCUGA